This is a messenger RNA of Alternaria burnsii, 1182 nucleotides long. RefSeq names its product vacuolar atp synthase subunit c. The coding region runs from base 1 to 1182 and encodes 393 amino acids. Lineage: Eukaryota; Fungi; Ascomycota; Dothideomycetes; Pleosporales; Pleosporaceae. Gene Ontology annotation, biological process: proton transmembrane transport. The record is from RefSeq and is a predicted model, not a curated record. Gene Ontology annotation, cellular component: vacuolar proton-transporting V-type ATPase, V1 domain. Gene Ontology annotation, molecular function: proton-transporting ATPase activity, rotational mechanism. The transcript is spliced from 4 exons.
AUGUCCAAGGGGAGCAAGUACCUGCUGGUGUCGCUGCCGACGUCCAUCUCGCCCUCGAACCACGCCGAGGACGCCCUCACAGCGCUGCGCUCCACCGUAACCAAUGACGUGGGGAACACGUCCCCGUUCGCGAUUCCCAACUUCAAGAUCGGAACGCUGGAUGCUCUGGUGCAGCAGGCCGAUGAGCUGUCCAAGCUCAACAAUGCGUGCGAGGCGGUCGUGGCCAAGGUGGGCGACAGCUUGAGGCAGAUACUCGACGGCGACGAGGGCAAGAUACAGCAGCAGAAGACGAUCAACGACAAGCCGGUUGAUCAGUACUUGCGCAACUUCCAGUGGAACAAGGUCAAGUACCGGGCCGACAAGCCCAUUGCAGACCUCAUAGACGCUCUGCAGAAGGAGAUACAAGGUGUCGACAACGACGUCAAGUCCAAGAUGAGCCAGUACAACCAGACAAAGUCCGCCCUCCAGGCCGCCGAGCGCAAACGCACCGGAAACCUCGCGACCAAGUCCCUCGUCAACGUCGUCAACCCCAAAGCCAUAGUCCGCGACUCCGAGUACCUCGACACGCACCUCAUCGCCGUACCCAACAAUAACGUCAAGGACUUCUACAAGGACUACGAGGAGCUAUGUCCCAUGGUGGUUCCCCGCUCCGCCAACGAGCUCGCCAAGGAUGCCGAAUUCACCUUGUUCGCCGUCACGACAUUUAAGAAGCAUUCCACCGAGUUUGUACACAAGUGCAGAGAGAAGCGGUGGACACCGAGAGACUACCAGUACAAGGAGGGCAACAAGGAGGAAGAGGCCAAGGAGGCGGAGCAAUUAGCCAAGGACGAGAAGAAGCUGUGGGGCGAGGCAUUACGGCUAGGAAGAACGGGGUACAGCGAGAGCGCCAUGAUCUGGAUCCAUGUUCUCGCGCUGAGAGUGUUUGUGGAGACGGUGUUGCGAUAUGGCUUGCCGCUUGACUUUGUCGCGGGAAUCGUUCAGACCGAUGCGAAGCAAGCGAAAAAGGCAAAGUCGAAUCUCGAUGGCGCGUACUCAUACCUUGGUGGCAACGCCUUUGGCCGCGAUAGCAAGGGUCGGAUUCAGAAGGACGAUCAGGCGCUGUCGACUGACAUGGCGCAAGCGGGUCAGAUGGGGGAUCAGGAGUACACGGCGUAUGUGUACUAUGAGUUUGAGGUGCUAUAG